UAAACCUGCCGAACGCGACCAAUGAAUCUCUGAUCGAGCACGUGAGGGGGAAUUCAUACUCCGCGGCGGCCCAAAAAUGAUGGAGAAGACACAAUGGAGUGAUCACACGAGUAGCUGAAGAAGAAGAGGUGUAAUCUCAAAACAUCACGAAUUUCUCGCGACUUACCGAGUUUGGAGGAUCAGUCUUGUAACGACAUUUGACGCGAGUGGACGAACUUUCCGAGUGUGUUUAGUGAAAAUAUCCGGGAACCAGAGUGAAGGAUGAAUAGUGAAUUGUGCUGAUUGGAAUAUCCUUCUGGAAGCUGGCAUUUAUUUGCAUACAGAACAAGUGUUAUGUUUUAGAAUAGCGAUAUUGGAUUGAAAUCUGUUUAGAGGCAAUAGUGAUUACUCGAGUUCUUUGAGCUAUCGGUGAUCUGAUUCAACAUCCGUGAAACAAGUGAGCGAUGCAGUGGAUUGUCCACAAAAAGAUGAAACUUUUAUGCCUUUUUGCGCUUUUACUUGCCCUGGCAGCGGCAAGCUCGAAUGAUGCCAACGAUUCAAACGGUACUACAAAUGACGAUGCCGACCUCAACCGAAUACGAGUGGAUCCGACUCUGCGAAAAGCAUUGUUGCGUGCAUUACGUAACCUUAAGGAUCGACAAGACGUAUCCAACAACAGUACGCAGGAUGGCUCCAACACAACAGAGGAGAACUUUGCCACCACAAUACUGGACGAAAUUCUUGAAGAAAGCACCAACAGCGAACGACAGGAGAAUGUCAAAUUUAACACCUACACUGUUGACACCGAAAAUGUGAAAGAGGACAACGAAAUUAUUAGGACGAUUGUCAUCUCUAAGCCAGAACCCACGUUGCCGCCAGUCAACGACGAAGAACUUUCCGCUGCUGUUUCUCUUCCAGAUCCUGUGAAAGAUCAAGACAAUGGUGUAGAUUCUAAUCAAGUAGCCCGCAGCGUUUCCUCCGGGUCAGCUAACAAACUGGAAGAUACUAAGUACGAUAAAGACUUUUUCGAGGCCACAUUCGUUAACACAGUAUCUAGCACUGCCACUACAGCUCAGGAACCAUCUACAACAACGACGACCACAUCAACUACGACCACCACAGAAGCACCGACUCACAAUGAAGACGGUGAAAACAUUGAAAAGGUUAAAAGUGAAGACGUUAAGAUCUACAAAGCUCCAUUAGUGGCGGCGUUUACCGUUCAGCAGGAUCAACAGGGGGUUCCGAGGAAUGUCAUCCCGCUGUUCCAAACUGCGCCAAAGAAAAAGCCUGCUGAGUUCAAUCCACCUGCACCCAUCGUUUCACCUACGGUUCCAAAUAUCCCACUUCAGCCAGUUUCGAGCCAUUUGAUAACUCCGUCCGUAGUUCCUCCCACAAUCUCGUUCGGUUCCCAAACUCUUGAAGAGAAAACACGUCUACUGGAACAGCAGCUGAUUAGUCUCCAAACGCAACAACGCAUUCAGGAGCAACUACUUCGUUCUAAAAUUAUUCAAGAACAACAAAUAAUUCUUCAACAACAACGACAACUGCAACAGCAACGGUUCAGAUUGGAGGAAGAAGCUCGUUUGCGACUACAGAAAUUCGAAGAAGAACAGCGUCUAUUCCGUCAGCAACAGCAACACCUGCAACAACAACAGCAACAAUUGAAGAACCACCAGCAGCAGCAACAACAAUUCAACCCCUUCUCAUUCCAGCAACAAACGGCCAAUCAACAGCAUCAACAAAACCGAAUCAUUCCUGAACCAUCACAACAGCAGUUUAUCCAAGAGCUCCCCCGUAACACACCAUCGAUUCCGUUCAUUUCGAAUAUACCUCCUCCUAACAAAUCAUUCCCGAUCUCGGUGGAACAACAGCUUCCGUUCAAGGAACCCGUCAACUUCCAAUCGAAUACCGCUCAAGGUACCUUGAUCGAGCAGGUCAAAUCGAUAAGUCCUCCGGUCCAGCAAUUCUCACCUCCCCAACUCUCCAAGCAACAACUCCUCCCGCUAAAAUCCUUCCAACAGUUCAACGCAAACCCAACCCACAGUCUGCUGACGAGCCAAUCGCAGCUCUCCCUGGAUCAACAGCUACCAAGCUUGCAGCGCAAUCGAGUUUUCCGACAUGAAUCCGACACGGGAAAUUUCGGAUUCAACCAGCAGCAGAGAACCAACACUCCCUUCCGGCCAUCGCAACCGAUCCCUAUUCCCCACUUCCAGAAUGGAGGCGGCUUCCAUCCAUUCGGAUCCGAUAACCAACUGCAGAGCUUGCUAUCUCAGUCUGGGUUUACCGCUCGCUCGGCGGAGGAUUUCAACAUAAUCACGAAGGUUCUCGCCCUAAACCACGGCAUCCCCCAGUCAUCCUCGCAGAAAAUGUUCUCCAAUCUUAGCCCCGAACAGCAGCAGCAGCUCUUGUUCCGGAAGAAAUGAGAACACUUAUCCCCCCCUCCACCCAGGUGCGCUGUCACCUGCUUCCCGAUUCACUCCGACACAAUUGCGCAAGACACUGUAUGAAUGGGCGAAUGAAGGUUUUGGAUGAUCGAACGAGCAUGAUCGAUUUAGUUAGUUAGCGAGUGAAAGCCGUCAGUGACCUAGUCUGUCAUAUUUAUUGAGUGUGCGUGAUCGCGUAUACGAAGCACACACACAUACACAUAAACACGCACCCACCCAGCGAACAUUUCUCCUCUGCAAACUGUAGUGACAACUGCUAAUUUUUUCCUUUUUGUCGGGAAUUCAUUUUCACGUGUAAUAUUUCUAGGCCAAUCAGUAAAUUAUUUGAUAGAGUAGGGAUUAAUGUACGUUUAGUUUGCCUCAACCGAAUACAAAUUGUGUUUAAUGUGGAAUUUCAGUAACUUUUGAGAACAUAACAGUUGUGUUACGAGUAGGAUAAGAAGGCAUUAUCCAGACAAAAUGGAUGACGUUUAAUCUGUAAUCAUAUGUACUAACUUAUCUGAAAUAAACGAUUUGUGU
Messenger RNA from Toxorhynchites rutilus septentrionalis, 2942 nucleotides. Its product is annotated as transcription factor SPT20 homolog. The coding region runs from base 444 to 2402 and encodes 652 amino acids. The transcript is spliced from 3 exons. Lineage: Eukaryota; Metazoa; Arthropoda; Insecta; Diptera; Culicidae. The record is from RefSeq and is a predicted model, not a curated record.